GUGGAAUUCUUACGUUGGCAGCGCAGCUGUCAGUUUCUAAGUCGAGUUGUGUGUUUAGCGAGCCGGCUAACUAGUUAGCUACAAUAACAACAGGAGAUAUGGCUGGACUUCAACCCCAGGGGGAUCUCCUGAAAAUGACUCACAGGGAGAACUGGAAAGUACAGCAUGAGCGCCUGCACGUGAAGCACCGGGGCCAUGAGGCCAUGCAUGCAGAGAUGGUGCUCAUCCUCAUCGCUACGCUAGUGGUGGCUCAGAUCGUACUGGUACAGUGGAAGCAGCGGCACAACCGCUCAUACAAUUUGGUCACCCUGCUCCAGAUGUGGGUGGUUCCUCUCUAUUUCACUAUAAAACUCUACUGGUGGAGGUUUCUCUCCAUGUGGGGAAUGUUCUCUGUCAUCACCAGCUAUGUCGUCUUCAGAGCUACACGCAAACCACUGUCCUGUCGGACACCACGGAUGGUGUAUAAAUGGUUUCUAUUGAUCUAUAAGCUGAGCUAUGCGGUGGGAGUGAUUGGAUACCUGGUCAUCAUGUUCACAAUGUUCGGCUUCAAUGUCUUCUUCAGGAUCAAGGCUGAGGACUCCAUGGAUGUGGGCGUUAUCAUGCUGUUCUAUGGUCUGUACUAUGGAGUGAUGGGACGGGACUUUGCUGAAAUCUGCUCCGACUACAUGGCCUCAACUAUAGGGUACUAUAACCUGGGAGGAAUGCCGUCCAGGAGCCUGACAGAUGAUAUCUGUGCGGUGUGUGGUCAGAAGAUCCUCGUAGACGUGGAUGAGGAGGGGAUUAUAGAAGAUACCUACCAACUCUCCUGUAACCACAUAUAUCUUCUAAUUGCUUUUCUGCCAGAAGUCAAAGAGCUCUGGAUGAGUUCUGUACAGCCGCCACCAUGUUUUCCCUGUGCUUCCUGCUAUAGCGUUUGUUUCUUCUCUGUUCUCCCAUCUGCUCGGUGUACACAUACAGCUCUUCCUAGAGAAAAGCAUGCAUCGCAACUUUGUUCGUUCUCUCGUUCAGGUUCGCUUGUACAUGUCCACACACACCGGAAAUGACACUCGGUAGCUCCUAGCUACACUUGUAUAACUUUGAGCUGGAUUUGACUGUCUUUGCCAUUUGUUUAUUUUUUGUUUUCGCUCGUUAGCAUUUAGCUAACAGCGUCUGUGAUAUCCCUAUUAGUUUGUGCUAAUUUUGUUAGCAUUCUGGUAUUAGAAGCCCAAUGGGAUUUUCUUGCGUUUCUAGCGCCCCCUAUUGUUCUAUGCCGGUAAUACCGUGGAUACCGCCCAAGGCUACUAUCCUCACUGCACUGUUUGGAUUAUAGAAGAUCAGCUCUCCUAUCCUGUAUGCUAUGUCACACUCCCUCCUCUCUCUCUAUACUCCCCCUCUCUCUCUAUACUCCCCCUCUCUCUUUCCCCUCCUCUCUACUUCUCCACUCCCCUCUCUAUACUCCCUCCUCUCUCUCUAUACUCCCUCCUCUCUCUCUAUACUCCCUCCUCUCUCUAUACUCCCUCCUCUCUCUCUAUACUCCCUCCUGUCUCUCUAUACCCCCUCCUCUCUCUCUAUACUCCCUCCUCUCUCUCUCUAUACCCCUCCUCUCUCUCUCUAUACCCCUCCUCUCUCUCUAUACUCCCUCCUCUCUCUCUAUACUCCCUCCUCUCUCUAUAUAUAACCCUCCUCUCUCUUUCCCUCCUCUCUACUUCUCCCCUCCCCUCUCUAUACUCUCUCCUCUCUCUUUCCCCUCCUCUCUAUACUCCCCCUCUCUCUUUCCCCUCCUCUCUACUUCUCCCCUCCCCU
Molecule: messenger RNA, 1782 nt
Organism: Oncorhynchus nerka (sockeye salmon)
Lineage: Eukaryota; Metazoa; Chordata; Actinopteri; Salmoniformes; Salmonidae
Gene: rnf175
Product: ring finger protein 175
Exons: 8
Coding region: 99-1043 (314 amino acids)
Cellular component (GO): endoplasmic reticulum membrane; Golgi membrane
Molecular function (GO): ubiquitin protein ligase activity; metal ion binding
Source: RefSeq, a predicted model, not a curated record